Messenger RNA from Dictyostelium purpureum, 621 nucleotides. RefSeq lists its product as uncharacterized. Bases 1 to 621 code for a protein of 206 amino acids. Gene Ontology annotation, molecular function: cysteine-type deubiquitinase activity. Lineage: Eukaryota; Evosea; Eumycetozoa; Dictyosteliales; Dictyosteliaceae. The transcript is spliced from 3 exons. The record is from RefSeq and is a predicted model, not a curated record. Gene Ontology annotation, biological process: protein deubiquitination.
AUGUCCAAUAAUUUAAACGUUGAUAGCUUAUAUUUUGAAAGACAAAGAAAAAAACUAUGUGGUCUACAUGUAAUUAAUAAUUUUUUUCAACAAGAAAAAUAUAAUCAAAGGAAAUUAGACGAGAUAGCGUAUGAAAUUGAUAUUUCAAAUAGAUUAAUCAAUCCCCAUAAAAGUUUUUUUGGAUUAGGUAACUAUGAUGCAAAUGUACUAGUUCAUGUAUUUAUAAAUAACGAUUAUGAAAUUCAAUGGUUUGACAAAAGAAAUGCAUUAGAAGAGAUCGACUUUAAUAUGCUGGGUGGGAUUUUAAUCAAUACUGUUACAUUUAGGAUAUUUGGUCUAUAUGAAUCUAGACACUGGACUAUAAUUAAAAAUAUGGAUAAUGAAAGCUCAAUAACAGAAUCAACCUCAUCAACAAUAAAUGACCCAAAUAAUUUAAACUAUGUCCUAUUUGACUCUUCAAAUUCAAAACCAAUUAAAAUUUCAGAAAAAUCAAAACUUAUAAACUAUUUAAAAUAUCUUCAAAAAAAUAGUAAAGCUGAAUUAAUUUUAAUUUAUAAAAACCCAAUUCAUAGCAAUAAUGAAAAAGAAAAUGAAAAAGAAAACAAUAAUAAUAUUAAAUAA